This is a messenger RNA of Acromyrmex echinatior (Panamanian leafcutter ant), 2284 nucleotides long. RefSeq lists its product as uncharacterized. The record is from RefSeq and is a predicted model, not a curated record. NCBI's taxonomy places the organism in Eukaryota, Metazoa, Arthropoda, Insecta, Hymenoptera, Formicidae.
CAUAUCAUGUGAUAUCAUGCGCAGAAAGGUGGAGCGAACCUCGUCGUGAGUUAUAUCAUGGUCAAUAUUUCAGAUUUCAAUCACGAUUCGAGCACGGGAUCGAUAGUAGGAUUAGUAGGCUCGCGUGAGGUGUAAAACAGAAAUUAUGAAUGGUAAAAAUAGGCGUGGCGGCAACGCGACCGCUCCGCUGAAAGCCCUGAAAGGUCCCAGUCGAGGACGUUACGAACGUCAGAAAUUGGAAGAGAGUCAGUAAGUAUUUCUCCUCUCCCUUUCUCACAUCAAAAACACGCGGGUUGCAGUAUCUUCGCGACGGGACCGUCGCCGUUUGGUUCUUGUUGAUGGCGAAGACCCUCGGGGAAAGCAUGAAAUGCGAAGAAACAACAUCAGCAGAAGCACGAUCAGCCCACUGACGCAGAAGAUAAAAGCUUCCCAACACCUGCUGCGACUUAAGGACGAGGAGGAUGGCUGCAACGACGAAUGGGACGGUCGUUUCCGACUACCUAGUUUGCCACGGCAGAAAGCGUUAAAAGACGAUGAUACCCUGUCCAGUAGCAACAGCGCGGCAACAUCUGUUUCAUGGUCGCAGGAGAUGGAGAAUGUGGUAACUCAGAAAUUAGAGGAGCAAUGGACUGCCGUGGAGAGGACCUUCUAUGAGGAGGACACUCAGAUGCUUAAAGAUUCUAUUUUGGACGAGUGUACGCAGUGGAAAACACAGAUACCAUAUCUGAGAAUAGUUGGCAAGAAUCCGACUUGUGGCAGCAACAGUACACAACGUGACAUUGGUUCCAGCAGUAAGAAGACAAAGAGACUUGAUGAUCUGCAGAAUGAUGAAGUAUUCAUAGAACGCAAUCUUUCAAUGAAGGAAGGAGAGGAUUCUAUGCAAUACAAAUUGAAUAAGGCAAAGUUCGAAGAUGUUCUCGACAUGAUGAUGGAAUAUGUAAUCUCGGAGCUUUUUCCUAACGAGAAGGAUGAAACAGAUUCUUUGCACGACGAUUUGACUGACGCCCUAAGGAUAGCUCCCGCUCCUGUUCACGGUAGAAAUUCGUCAAAAAAUUCAAAAGCAAAUUGGACAGAGGAAGCAAUCUCGCCUAAUUACAUUGAGAACAAAUCUAUAAGUAUAAGGAAUCGAUUGCUGGAUACGGAAAGUUCCCUUCAGACAAUAAAGAACGAUGCAAAUCUUCAAGGAAUCCAGAAGAAAUCAAGGAAAUCGAUCUCUGCUACGCCACAUAUAGGCAGAAAUAAACUUGGCACUAUUUUUAAUGAGAGGAUUGUUGUAAGCCCUGUGCCCUUUACAGUGUCUACCCGAGAAAGCUUCUCUACUGUAAAGACCAUUCCGAUUAAAUUUAUGAACGAGGAUUUGGAAAUCUCUUCCGCUCAAGGAUUAUCUCGAAACAUUGGCUUCCAAAGUUUUGCGAAAAAGUCGGGUGCCUUCUUGAGAAAUCCGAAUAUUCAUUCCGCCUGGCAAGCUUCUGUCUCUCCUACUGUUUGGCCGAAAAAUAUCCGACUUGCUCCCCUAGACACUUCGAAACUUCCUAACAGCAAAAAUAGAUCAUUGGCACCAUCGCCUGCUGUCCAGCACUGUAACAGAAAAUCAUUGAGCCCGAUUUCUCGUCCCAUGAUACCAAAAUCCGCCCAUUUAACUCGCGAUUGUAGCAUUAAUUUUUUAGAGAUUCAAGGGAAGCAUAUCAUUCCCAACUGGGAUUACAGUCCCAAAGUGGCCAAGAAUAAGAAGAAGAAAACUCAAACAAAGGAAAGACUUUGAGAAAAAGCUUAACUUGAUGAAGUCAGAAGCGCUUUGAAUAUUUGCAUGCAAGAAAUAUAUUUUUCAAAAAUGUCAGACACGUGUAUCCUGUAUGUAACUGCAAAGAAGCCUAGAAGUACAAAAUGCUUUAACGCGUUCAGUUUUGCAAGCAGGAUAAUGCUUCACUAUAUAUUUACUGCGCGCGUCAGUAGGUCUGUUCGCGUUGCUUGCACUUUUUAUAAGAAUCUUUUUCAGAAUUUCCGCUUUCUCUCUUUUCAACGCCCGAAUUAUAUAUUUAUCUCGUCUUAAGUACAAAAAUUUUGGGAGAUUUUAAGCAACGCGAACAAACUUAAUGUAAAGUAUUUACGAAAGAUGAUCGUCGCAUAUGCGCGACGGCAUUUUAUUUUAAAUACAUAUCGUUAUUUUGUAGAUAAUACUGUUUCUACCUCACCAAGUGUCCGUGUUGUUCAAGUAUUCUACACGCUUAUCGCGAGUGGAUAUAUUUUUGUAUACCGCACAAUUAUAAAAAUUUAUUGUAUGUGA